AUGUUUUCGCUGAGGGCAGCGCGACCUGCGCAGUCUUUCCUGCACCGCGCAACGGUGUCUCCUAGCAUUGCCCGGUCUUCGAUCCCUGCCCGAUCUUUCGCUAGCGUCUCAUCGGACAUCUUCAAGCCUACCAAGUACGGUGGUAAAUACACCGUUACCCUGAUUCCAGGUGACGGUAUCGGUGCCGAAGUUGCCGAAUCGGUCAAGACUAUCUUCAAGGCCGACAAUGUUCCUAUUGAGUGGGAACAGGUAGACGUCAGUGGCGUUGAUACGGGAAAUAAGCACUCGGAGGAACUUUUCAAGGAGUCUAUCGCGUCGCUCCGUCGCAACAAGCUGGGCCUUAAGGGUAUCCUGUUUACUCCGGUGGAACGCUCCGGCCAUCAGUCUUUCAACGUUGCUCUGCGCCAAGAGCUCGACAUCUUUGCGUCCAUCGUCCUCGUGAAGAACAUCCCGGGCUACAAGACACGCCAUGAAAAUGUCGAUCUUUGCAUCAUUCGUGAGAACACCGAGGGAGAAUAUUCCGGUCUUGAACACCAAUCUGUGCAGGGUGUUGUCGAGUCGCUUAAGAUCAUCACUCGUGCCAAGUCGGAACGUAUUGCCAAGUUCGCCUUUGGAUUUGCCCUUGCGAACAACAGAAAGAAGGUCACCUGUAUCCACAAGGCCAACAUCAUGAAACUGGCCGACGGUCUGUUCCGCAGCACUUUCCACAAGGUUGCUGAGACCUACCCCACUUUGGAAGUUAACGAUAUGAUUGUCGACAAUGCGUCCAUGCAAGCUGUCUCGCGACCCCAACAAUUCGACGUGAUGGUGAUGCCCAACCUUUACGGUGGCAUCCUUUCCAACGUUGGUGCCGCUCUUGUCGGCGGACCUGGCUUGGUUCCGGGCUGCAACAUGGGCCGCGAUGUUGCCGUGUUUGAGCCGGGUUGUCGCCAUGUCGGUCUCGAUAUCAAGGGCAAGGACCAGGCUAACCCCACUGCCAUGAUCCUCUCUGGCUCCAUGCUCUUGCGCCACCUGGGUCUGGAUGACCACGCGAACAGAAUCUCGAAGGCUGUGUACGAUGUAAUUGGUGAAGGCCACACGAGGACGCGUGACAUGGGUGGACAGGCUACGACCCACGAAUUCACCCGGGCCGUUUUGGAUAAGAUGGAGACUUCCCUGUAAUUUGGAAGGGACUGCUAGCUUUUAUUGUGUUUCUAGUUUCGAUAGAAGAGGGCUUGUAUAGGAUGUUGCUGGGAAGUUGCACCGGUUACCCUUGAAUCGUGCGUAAAUAAUUUGUAUUAUCAAUGAUUCGAAUAACAUCAGAUGUCAAAUUGU
Messenger RNA from Aspergillus campestris IBT 28561, 1314 nucleotides. Its product is annotated as isocitrate dehydrogenase (NAD(+)) IDH1. The record is from RefSeq and is a predicted model, not a curated record. Gene Ontology annotation, biological process: isocitrate metabolic process; tricarboxylic acid cycle. Bases 1 to 1161 code for a protein of 386 amino acids. Gene Ontology annotation, cellular component: mitochondrion. Gene Ontology annotation, molecular function: NAD binding; isocitrate dehydrogenase (NAD+) activity; magnesium ion binding. Lineage: Eukaryota; Fungi; Ascomycota; Eurotiomycetes; Eurotiales; Aspergillaceae. The transcript is spliced from 5 exons.